AAAAACGCAGGCAAACAGGACGCCUAUCCGGAUUUUCUUUAUUUCUCUCUCUUUGUCUCCGGAAGUGACGUCACAUGUAUUCGACAGUAGCAGUUUCCUACGCUCCGUUGUUCGUAAACGUUGUUGUCGAAAAACAGGCGGGAAUUCUACGUAUAUUCCUGAAGCAAUGCAGGGGUAGUGAUGGCAGCUUAUCGUCAUUCAUAUGCGGUUAUUAGUAAAAGUAAAAAAAAAAAAAAAAAAAAAAACGCGGCGACAAUGUCCUUUCAGUUCUCCGAAUACGUAUUUACUAACUAUGCCACUAGAAAACGCCGUUGUAUGGCAUCGCAUCGCGUCGACGGUGACUCGAAGUACACACUUGAUCUUUAUCUGAUGGAAUGAAGCCUGCACGCCCCACAUCGGCUAGAAUCACGUCACUGGAGGCAGCGCCGCUUUCCACAGUGCAAAAGCGCGCACAUGCAGCGUCGUGUUACAUGUGUACGCGGCUUGAUGCACUCGCGCCAGAUUUUCAAACUCCGCGUUUUACUCGAUGUGUUGCGCGUCGCCAGCACCACGCGGCGCUAGUUGUCCGUUCGUGUGGAAUCUGGUCUCUACAGCGUUUCGUUUUCGGCAUUCCCAGCGCCAUUCGGUUCGCAGACCUGGUAUUGAGGAGUCAUCCUGCGACGUCUCAGCCAUUGCAUUAAGGCUUGUACGCGUAAGUGAAUUCAGUGCGUCUAUACGCAUACUUGCGAGACAAUGAAGAACUGCGCCAGCCCAGUCGGUCUGACGCUGCUACUGUUCUCGAUGACGACCUCUUCGACGGGCACAGCCGGUAAGCUUCUGCCGCUUAAGAACGAACACGAUCGCACACGACUGCGAAUCGGAGUGCGAGGCGUAAUCAAUGCAUUCUCGCGUCGGCAUUCUCUUGGGGCAGCCCCGCCGAAGGUAGGCGAACUCGGUUUCCCUUCGGACGUCGCGCUGGGAGACGAAGUGAUCGUGCCCUGCGUGGUCAAGAAGGGCAGCGCUGGGCCUUUCGUCGUCGAAUGGUUCAAAGGCGGCGAGCAGCUGAAGAACGCGGCAGGCCGCGUCACCGUGUCCACGCCGUCCAAGAGCAGCGCGACCCUGCACAUCGCUGGCCUUCGAGCCGAGGACGUCGGCAACUACACGUGCGUGGCGCGGAACGGCUUCGGAAGCGACAGCGCCACUGCGCAGCUCGUCGUUCACGCUGCUCCAGUCUGGUCUGCGGAACCGAGCGACGCCGAGGCCAUACAGGGAAAGAAUCUGUACCUGCCGUGCGGUGCGGUGGGAUACCCGAAGCCCAACGUUGUGUGGAAAAUCCAGCUAGGUAACCGCGAGUUCGUGCCUCUGCACCCGGUGGGUCGGCAGCGCAUCCUCGACAACGGCACGCUGAUGGUGGCGGCGGUGGAGACGCAGGACGCCGGCGUCUACCGCUGCGAAGUCAGCAACGGCAUCGAGCCGUCGCUGGGCAAGACGGUGACCGUCUCCGUGCACGUGCCGCCCACCAUCGCCAAGGGAUCCACCGAGGUGUCCGUGAAGCGCGGUGACAUUGCCAAGAUCGCCUGUGACGUCACCGGCGAGCUUCCACUGGUGGUGACCUGGGAGAAAGACGACAGCCCGCUCAUACCUUCCACCGAAAGAUACGAGACGCACGAAGAAGUGACCCCUACUGGCGUCCAGUCCGUGCUCGUGAUCCACAACACGGUCAAGAAAGACGCCUCGCAGUACGUGUGCAUUGCAAAGAACGACUACGGCAAGACCAGGGACGUCUUCAGGCUCGCCGUCCUGGAACCCCCGGAGAGUCCCACCAACGUGGCCGUCACCGAGCGCGGCAGCCGCCACGUCCAGAUGAAGUGGUCGCAGUCGAGCAAGUCGGUGACCCGAUACCUCGUGCGCUACUGGAAGAAGUCCGGCAAGGGCAGCGUGCUGCAGGAGCGGGAAGUGGACGGACUGCGGCCCAGCCUGACCGUGACCAAACUGCACCCGGGCACGGAGUACACGGCCGUGGUCCUGGCCGAAAACUCGGUCGGCUUCGGCGAGCCCUCGGACCCGGUCCACUUCACCACCACCUCCGAAGAACCUGGCGCUCCCCCGAUGAACGUGAAGUGCGAGGCCCUUGACACCAAGACGAUCAAGGUUACCUGGGAGGCACCCCCGGCGGAUAAGCUGAACGGCGAGCUCCGCGGCUACUCGGUCAGCUACCGACUAGAAGGGACGCCCUUCAGCCACGAGACUGUCAACCGGAACGCCAAGCAGAAGGUGUUCACCGGCCUUCAGGCAGCCUCCGUGUACACGUUCUCGGUGAAGGCCUUCAACGACGUCGACUCCGGACCGGCUUCCGAGGAAGUCUCCUGCACUACCCUCAACGGAGACCCACCAUCGGUACCGAGCCUUCGAGUGACCGGCAUCACGUCGUCAUCCGUCAGCCUCAACUGGAACACCCCGCCCAACGUGGCCUCACCUGUCAUCCAGUACCUGGUCCAGUACGGCACGGACGAGGAGGACAAGGCGGACCUGCACAUUCCGGGCAACAAGGACACCGUGACGCUGCGGGACCUGCGCGCGGGGACACGAUACAACUUCCGCCUGGCUGCGUACAACAUGUACGGCCGGGGGGACUUCUCGCACAACCUGCCCGCCGUCACGCACCUUUCAGACGGCCGGUCGCUGCAGGUGACGACAGAGAGUGAAGUGCCCUUCUACUACCGCACCUACUUCGUGGUGCCCGUGGCUGCCUCGUUCACCGUCAUCAUCACGGCCGUGGUCAUCGCCUGGGCCUGCCUCAAGAGGGCAACCAUCAUACAGAAGAACGCAUACCUGAAAGUAUACGGUUCUUCCGAAUACUAUGGCGACUGUAAGCUACCUCCAGGCACCCCUCUGGUGAGCCAGUACGCCCGCGGGUCGUACGCGCCCACCAUGGAGCACGGCCGCAACAGCCAGAACACGGAGGAGGCCUACGACAUCCCCUGGGACGGACCGCCCACACGCACUGGAAUGAUCAAUGACGGCAUCGGCAGUUACGCUAGGCUCAAGACGCAGGGAAAGCGCAACAUCGUGUAACCGCUCUGGGACGACAACUAUGGCAGCUGUCGACGCCGGCUGCGCACAAACCCGGCUUCGCUGCAGCAAAUCAUCAAGUCAUGUGACCACAGCGAGUGAUUAUUGAUCACGUAUCGGUUUCGUACAUGCUCUGUCAAAAGUACACGGGCUACGCUGCCUGCGACUGUUAGGCUGACUGAAGGCUGUUCUUGUGCCAGCCAUCCCAUAAGUUUCAAUGCCCGGGGAAUGGAAAGAACUGUGGUAGUCACCAUCUAGUGUCAGGGGUAUCACUGAAAUUGCAGAGCACAGUCGAACAGCAUAUACCAUGAAGUUGCGGAGUGGCCUUUAUAGUUUUGACAAAGCAUGUACGCAAUGUACACGGAAGUACCUGGAUUGUCUGUGAAGCGCGAAUGUUCUCUUUUUCUUCUGUAUUUUCUUGUUUCUUUAUAUUUAUUUUGUAUUUGUGUUUUUCUUCGUCGCUCGUACCUGUGUCCCGUCUGUAAGAUAUUGCCGGAACGUGUGACCGGCUACAAGCUAUUAGUGCUCUUCGGGUCUAACCUGUUGUCAAAGCAGACGACUCUCGUAGGAUUUCGCGCGCACCCUUUGUUAUCGCACGUUUUCUGGUCAGCCGCAUAUCCUUACACGUUAGUAUUUAGAAGUAUUAAUUGGAAGUAUUUAGAGUUUUGUUAUACAUUUCACGCGCAAUCCAGGUCUGCCCUGUACUCCGAAAUUCGACGUUCGUGUUCUAUCGGUCUCCAAAGUACCAAGGUGAGUAUUUAACCAAACCCAGAGAAAAUGGGUCCAGUCGCUUUUUUUAGGGCAACAGCUUUCGAUGGGAUGCGCGGUUGUGUCAUAGCCUCCGAGAUCUGGGGGCAUGCGUGGGAGUGUUGAUCUCGAAGGUCAUGGUUGUGCCUUUGCUGGAAGCCAAGGCGUGUGCAGGAUAGCGCCACCUAGUGCUGUCUCGUCAGGUGCUAUCGUAACGUCUUGGAAGUAUGCUCAGUGACGUUCCAGCGGUUCUACUCUGGCUCUAGCGGCUACCGCCAAGCAAUAUUUCCUUUCUCUCGUAACAACCACGUGUCCCAUCGACUCGCUUUAGUCGCGAACACCAUGCUUUUAGAGCAGCGACGCCUCCGCGAUUUAAAGGGUAUCAGUGAAUCAGGACUUUGUAAAGACUUACCCUCUGGCUUUACUGUACUCGCCAACGUAGCUGGUCUACGUCCGGUAGUAGUAAAUGCUGCCUUGUUUUCGAGCUCCAGCUGAGGCGUACCUGUUUUAGGCCUAACCUAACACAGAAUAAACCAAGUACGGGGCUCAGCAGCCUUCAGCUUUCACGAGUGUGUUUCCCAGGUCAAGAGUGCAGCGGAACUGAGCGAGCCGUGUUGCAACGGCGCGUGUGCGUGUUAGAACAUAAACAAUCCCGAUCAUACUAACUUGAUAGUCAUACACAGUCAUACAUUCACACUAAAUGAGAGAACGUUAGCAAAUAUGCUUCAUGAGCAGCUAAGUGACAUCUGUGGUAUGUGUUCGUGAGUCCAGUGACCGCGAAUUAUAGGGUAUCCGUGGAUCAGCGACGGAGCGUAUUGAGUGUCGCUUCCAUGGAAUGUGCGAAAGUUCUUCCUAAUUUUAGGGCACUGUAGAAAGGUGCAAGAAUAGACUGUAAUAAUAUUAUCAGCAAAGCACGUGGGCUUUCUUAGCAGUUAUAAGAAUUGUAAGCUGACCUAUUCAUAUCAUCGAGAGAUCUAGGGAACGGCGGUAGAACACGUACUGAGUGAAAAAAGGCGAAUAUGUCAUAGCGUCAUUACAUGAAAAUUGCACAGGGCUUAUUGAAAACCACGUGGUACCUCAAUCUAACAGGAUUAUAACAAGUUUCAAGCGCGGUGUUCCGGACGCCUCAUACCGAUGGGGGCGACGUACAAAAAACGAUCGCGGCUGAUAUUAACGUGCUUUUAAAGAGCCCUAGAUAAAGGCAAUAAUUCUGGCCAGAAAUGCCCACUGAGACCUUCGUUGCCCGCAAUGCUUUAAGCCUUUAACGUCGAUAAACUGUGACUGGCGGAUUUAAAAAAAAAAACGUUAUACACGAGGCUGUUAAUAUCUGGAUUAUUAGGAUUAUGGGGCCUUUCUUAACCGGGAAUUGUCGCGCUCAAAGGAUUUUUCUAAACAGACUGGACAGUCGCGAACGCAAUGUACAGAGCUCGAAACUAAAUAAUAACGCACCUGAGUGUUAUUGUUGACGAUUUUGAGAUCCGUACGUGAACCGCGGUAUGAACAGACAAGAGCAUAUUCGCAUGUUCCCUAUUCAUGUUCCUAACCAGCUUCGCUUUAGCUUAUCUACUUAGUAUUCUACGUGUACAGCAGUAUUUGUCAUACGCACGUUUCUAUGAUGUCUGCGCAGUGAAUCGUAGCUGCAGCUCAAUUUUAAGCAGUGUAUUUCGUGUCGCAUUGUAUGUCUAAGAUGCAACUAACCGGCUUGUACAUACUGCGUUAUGCAUUUUGGUCACAAACCCCUACGUUAAAGCUGUCAGCGUGAUAAGCGCGACCAGACUGAACAUUGUCAUCUAAGUACAUCGACUGCUAUACGCAUUCAUGUAAAUUUGGAGGUUGUCAAUGACAUGCUCUGAACGUAAUACCUUCUUUAUCUUCCACUGUUGUUGUGUUCGCCCGCUUCGCCAUUUGCAUAGUUGCGAAGUCUCGUAAGAUGGGCAAAUUCGUAAAUGGGCAGUAAGAACCUGCCAUUUACUUCAAAAAACAUUGAAAUUACCUUCCUUCUGCUCGUGCAGCAUGCCUUGCGCAGCAUUCGUACACAAAAUGAUGUAUGUGAUCUUGCGCGAUUUCCUCGAGGGUAAGUGGAGAACUUACAGCUAGCCACUUUAAGGAACAUGCAACUUUGGAUGGAAUUUUGUGAAUCACUGAAUCUCACCCAUUUCGAUGUCUGUGACGUGUUUGUGCAGCGAGUACUAUGGCACUCGAUGAUGAGCGCCCAAUUGUGGCGUAAUUACGUUGUUGUUAAGUGUGUACAUAUUAUAUGCAUUUUGUUACAGUUCUUGUUUUUUGCGAACAUGUGCCCUAAGAACAAUAAAGGAAAUGUUCCCCUCUA
Molecule: messenger RNA, 6127 nt
Organism: Dermacentor silvarum
Lineage: Eukaryota; Metazoa; Arthropoda; Arachnida; Ixodida; Ixodidae
Product: Down syndrome cell adhesion molecule homolog
Exons: 15
Coding region: 733-3054 (773 amino acids)
Biological process (GO): cell-cell adhesion; axon guidance
Cellular component (GO): axon; plasma membrane
Molecular function (GO): protein binding
Source: RefSeq, a predicted model, not a curated record